Gadus chalcogrammus (walleye pollock) is the source of this 2469-nucleotide messenger RNA. Its product is annotated as protocadherin alpha-C2-like. Gene Ontology annotation, molecular function: calcium ion binding. Gene Ontology annotation, cellular component: plasma membrane. NCBI's taxonomy places the organism in Eukaryota, Metazoa, Chordata, Actinopteri, Gadiformes, Gadidae. The transcript has a single exon. Bases 1 to 2469 code for a protein of 822 amino acids. The record is from RefSeq and is a predicted model, not a curated record. Gene Ontology annotation, biological process: homophilic cell-cell adhesion.
AUGGCGCUGUGUGCGUCGGCUCCGCGGACACAAUGGAUGGCGGCUCUCUGGCUGCUUGCGGCGCUGUGGGGACGCGCGGCCGCCAUCACCCGCUACUCCAUCCCGGAGGAGAUGGCGGCGGGCUCGGUGGUCGCUAACCUGGCCACGGAUCUCGGACUGGAGGUCCGCAGCCUGAAGGAGCGGGCGGCGAAGCUCGACGUGAUCCAGAGCAAGAACUACCUCGACAUCAACAAAGAGACGGGAGACCUGGUGAUCCGCGAGAAGAUCGACCGCGAGAGCAUCUGCAUGAGUAAGACCGCCUCGUGCUUCCUGAAGAUGGACGUGGUCCUGGAGAACCCAAUCCGGAUCUUCAACAUCGAGCUGGAGAUCAUGGACAUCAACGACAACGCGCCGGUGUUCCGGAGGAAGACGAUGCACCUGGACAUCUCCGAGGCGGCCGCUCCCGGCGAGAGAUUCUCUCUCACGAACGCCGUGGAUGCGGACGUGGGCGCGAACUCCAUCAAGACCUACUUCCUUAGCGAGAGCGACUCGUUCAGCAUCGACAUACAGACCGGCAGCGACGGGUCGAAAUACGUCGACCUGGUUCUCAACAGCGAUUUGGACAGAGAACAACGCGGUCUCCAGACGUUGAUCCUGACGGCGGUGGACGGUGGCGUUCCCGCCCGCUCCGGGACGGCCAGCAUCGUCAUUAACGUUCUCGAUAUCAACGACAACGCCCCCGUGUUCAAUCAGUCUGUAUACACCGUCAAUGUCACGGAGAACGCGUCGCUCGGCUCGGUCGUGAUGACUUUGAACGCGACGGAUCAGGACGAAGGUAAGAACGCCGAGUUGUUGUACUCCUACACGCUUUACACGUCCGAGAAGACCCAGGAGAUCUUCUCUCUAGACCCCAACACCGGCGAGAUCAAAGUGAAGGGGCCCAUCGACUAUGAGGAGAUCCAAAGUUUUGAGAUGUACAUCCAGGCCCACGAUAAGGGCUCCACGCCGCUGUCGGGCCAGUGUAAGGUCACACUGUACGUGGUGGACCUCAACGACAACUAUCCCGUGGUCACCAUCAAGUCCCUGAAGACGCGGGUCCCGGAGGACGUCCCCGUGGGGACGCUGAUCGCCGUGGUGAGCGUCAGCGACAAGGACUCGGGCGCCAACGGUGAGGUGGAGAUCUCCCUGAACCAUGCCGCCCGGCUGCCCUUCGUCCUCAACAAGUCCUCCGAGGACUACCUGGAGCUGCUGGUGUCCCAGCCCCUGGACCGCGAGACCACCAGCCGCUACGAGAUCACGCUGAGGGUCCGGGACCGCGGCUCCCCCCCGCUGGGCGAGAACGAGACCCUCAUCCUGGAGGUGCUUGACAUCAACGACAACGCGCCCGCCUUCCCGCAGUCGUCCUACACCAUCCACGUGGCGGAGAACAACGCCCUGGGCGCGCUGCUCACCUCGCUGAGCGCCUACGACCCGGACCUCAACGAGAACCAGUACCUGGUGUACUUCAUCAUGGAGAAGGAGGUGGCCAACACCUCCAUGUCCAUGCUGUUCUCCAUCAACCCCGAGAACGGGAACCUCUACGCCCUGAAGACCUUCGACUACGAGAUCGAGCGGGACUUCCUGUUCCACGUGGAGGCGCGGGACUCGGGCAGCCCGCCGCUUAGCGCCAACGUGACGGUGCGCGUAGUGGUGCAGGACCAGAACGACAACGCCCCGGUCAUCGUGGCGCCGUGGCGGCCCCAGGGCUCGGUGGUGGAGGAGGUCAUCCCCCGCUCGGCCGACAAGGGCCACCUGAUCGCCAAGGUGAUCGCCAUCGACGCCGACGCGGAGCAGAACGCCCGCGUCACCUACCAGGUGCUGCAGAUGAGCGACGCCUCGCUGUUCAGCCUGGACCAGUACAACGGCGAGAUCCGCACCGCGCGCAUGUUCAGCUACCGCGACCCGCGCCAGCAGCGGCUGGUCAUCGUCGCCAAGGACAACGGGGAGCCGCCGCUGUCGGCCACGGUGACGGUGAAGAUCGCCACGGUGGAGAACGCCCUGCCCUUCUCCGAGGCCACGGAGGUGCCCAUCGAGUACGACGUGUUCACCGACCUCAACCUGUACCUGGUCAUCGGCCUGGGCGCCGUCUCCUUCCUGCUGCUCAUCACCAUCCUGGUCAUCAUCGUGCUCAAGUGCCAGAAGCCCAAGCCCAAGCCGCUGAAGAUGCCGCCGCCCAACCGCAACAGCGUCAUCAGCCGCAACAGCAUCAUCAGCCAGCGCAGCUCCACCAUCGCCGACUCCACGCUCAUCUCCAGCGACGCCUACUGGUACAGCCUCUUCCUGGCCGAGACGCGCAAGGGCAACGUGGUGGUGCGGCAGCCCAUCGUCCCCAAGGGCGCCGGCUACUUCGUGUCCAGCAUACCCCGGAGCAUCGGCCCGUCGGAGAUCAGCGACUCGCGGGCCUCCACCCUCGAGGUAAGCCGCCUACGUCAGGUGGGGGGGGGGACGUAA